Molecule: messenger RNA, 445 nt
Organism: Symbiodinium pilosum
Lineage: Eukaryota; Dinophyceae; Suessiales; Symbiodiniaceae
Source: the annotation of a GenBank genome assembly
GCAAAGCGGGCAUCCCUUUGGCAGAGAUCUCAACAAGUCAAGAGGCUGGAUAUCUUCUUGUCUCACACCUGGCACACGCGCGGCUGGCGGAAGGUCCUCGCGCUGGUGGUGCAGCUCGGGUCCUACAACUUCUUGAUCGGAUGGCUGCUAGGGGUGCUUGCUGGUGUUGUUCUGGACGCUGCCCUGGACAUCCCCAAGAUGGUGCCAGCAGGACCGGCAGUCUGGAUGGGUGGCCUUAUUGGCUCGAUUUUUGGAUUGCUGGCCUCACCGUACAUACCGAGCUGGGCAACAUGUGGGAGGGAGCCCAAAGAGAUGUGCUUCCUGGACGUGGCCUGCAUCAACCAAGCGGACCCAGACCUCAUGACACGUGGCAUCUACAGCCUGGGCGGUUUUCUGGCGGUGGCUUCGGAGCUACGCGUGCUGUGGAGUCGUCCUUACCUUACCA